This is a messenger RNA of Alosa alosa (allis shad), 4996 nucleotides long. RefSeq names its product Ral GTPase activating protein non-catalytic subunit beta (gene ralgapb). Gene Ontology annotation, molecular function: GTPase activator activity. NCBI's taxonomy places the organism in Eukaryota, Metazoa, Chordata, Actinopteri, Clupeiformes, Clupeidae. The record is from RefSeq and is a predicted model, not a curated record. Gene Ontology annotation, biological process: activation of GTPase activity; regulation of small GTPase mediated signal transduction.
GUAAGCAUUUGCAUCACUGCCAACCUUACUGGAUGACGACAGGGCGGAAAGGCUUGUCCAUGUCAGUGGAUUUUCAGCGACAAAGAUGAUGUUUCCGAGGUUCAUUCGUCGGUCCAAGAACUUGUGCUGAGAAGACACCGAUGUCUGAUAUGUCAACCGUUCCCUCAGACGCAGGCUGUUCUUGGAUCCAGUAGAAGCCACAGUCAUGUACUCCGAGUGGAGGUCUCUGCACCUGGUGGUCCAGAACGACCAGGGCAAUGUGAGCGUCCUGCACUCCUACCCGGCUCCGGUGGGACGGGAUGUGGCCAACGCCGUGGUCCGGCCCCUGGGAGCCAGCCUGGGGGGCCCCACGUCAGAGAGCUUUCUGAAGACAGAUAAAGAGGUGAAAUGGACUAUGGAGGUGCUGUGCUACGGCCUGACCCUGCCUCUGGACGGCGACACGGUGAAGCUCUGCGUGGACGUCUACACAGACUGGCUCAUGGCCCUGGUGUCCCCGCGAGACUCCAUACCUCAGCCCAUCAUCAAAGAGCCCAACCUCUACGUCCAGACCAUUCUCAAGCACCUGCACAACCUCUUCUUGCCAAGGCCGGAACACUACAGCCCGAUGCACUUCCGCCUGUGCCAGCAGGUGCUGUGUGCAGUACAGAAGCUGGCUCGCGACUCCUCCUCCAUGGUGCGCGAGACCUGGGAAGUGUUGCUCCUCUUCCUGCUACGCAUCAACGACAGCCUGCUUGCACCGCCCACCGUAGGAGGCGGCAUUGCAGAGAAGCUGGCUGAGAAGCUGAUCAGCGUGCUGUUUGAGGUGUGGUUCCUGGCCUGCACGCGCUGCUUCCCCACGCCGCCCUACUGGAAGACGGCCAGGGAGAUGCUGGCCAACUGGAGGCACCAUCCGCCCGUGGUGGAGCAGUGGAGCAAAGUCAUCGCCGCCCUCACCUCCAGAUUAUUGCGGUUCACGUACGGCCCCUCGUUCCCGCCGUUCAAGGUCCCAGAGGAGGACGCCAACCUCAUCCCCUCUGAGAUGGACAACGACUGUGUGGCCCAGACAUGGUUUCGUUUUCUGCACAUGCUCAGCAACCCGGUGGACCUGAGCAACCCGGUGAUCGUGAGCUCCACGCCAAAGUUCCAGGAGCAGCUCCUUGGGGUGAGCGGGGUGCCCCAGGAGGUGGUGCAGCACCCCUGUCUCAAGCAGCUGCCCCAGAUCUUCUUCCGCGCCAUGAGGGGCAUCAGCUGCCUGGUGGACGCCUUCCUAGGUAUAUCCCGCCCCCGUUCAGACAGUGCCCCUCCCACUCCUGUGAACAGGCUAAGCAUGCCUCCGGCCCCAACAACCACGAACACAACACCACCACACAGCCGCCGGCACCGCCCAACGGCCGUUACCAAGACAACCAGCAAGGCCUCAACGACGGGACAGUCCAAGGUGUCGCAUCAGACCUCCUCCUCGUCAUCUCCUCUGUCUAGCCCCAACCAAACAAGCUCUGAACCGCGACCCCUGCCCGCACCUACACGGCCUAAGGUCAACAGUGUCCUCAACCUGUUUGGCCAGUGGCUGUUUGACGCUGCGCUGGUCCACUGCAAACUCCACUCAAGCCUGAGUAGGGACAGCAGCAUGACUGCCUUAGCCACUCAGGCAGGGGUUGAGCUGAGGAGGAAGGGCUCUCAGAUGUCCACGGACACCAUGGUCUCCAACCCCAUGUUUGAUGCCAACGAGUUCCCCGACAACUACGAGUCCGGCAGGGCCGAGGCGUGCGGCACCCUCUGCCGCAUCUUCUGCAGCAAGAAAACCGGAGAGGAGAUUCUGCCCGUCUACUUGUCCAGGUUCUACAUGGGUCUGAUCCAGGGCCUCCAGAUAUCGGACUACAUCUGCCGGCCGGUCCUGGCUAGCAUCAUCCUCAACUCGUCUGCUCUGUUCUGCUCGGACCUGAAAGGCAUCAACGUGGUGGUGCCAUACUUCAUCUCGGCUCUGGAGAACAUCCUGCCUGACCGGGAGUUGUCGAAGUUUAAAUCGUAUGUGAACCCCACGGAGCUGCGACGAGCCUCCAUCCACAUCCUGCUGUCCAUGCUGCCCCUGCCACACCACUUCGGCAACGUCAAAUCAGAGGUCCUGCUGGAAGGGAAAUUCAGUAAUGAUGACUCGCUCCACGACAAGGCAGUCACCUUCCUGUCCCUCAAACUGCGAUUGGUCAAUAUUUUGAUUGGCGCGCUGCAGACAGAGACCGACCCAACCAACACACAAAUGAUUCUUGGGGCCAUGCUGAAUAUUGUGCAAGAUUCAGCUCUGCUAGAGUCAAUCGGUGCCCAAGCUGAAGUGGUCAGUUUGGAUGGCAGUCACUCCCUGGCUAAGAGCCACAGCAGAAACAACAGCGGCAUCAGCACUGCCAGCGCAGGCAGCUCAGAGGCCACCACGCCCGACAGCGAAAGACCCGCACAGGCUCUGCUCCGAGACUACGCUCUCCACACAGAUACAGCCAGCGGCCUCCUCAUCCGCAGCAUCCACCUGGUCACCCAGCGGCUCAACUCCCAGUGGCGGCCCGACAUGAGCAUCUCGCUGGCGGCCCUCGAGCUCCUCGCUGGCCUGGCCAAGGUGCGGGCGAGUGUGGAGUCGUCGGACAGGAAACGCGCGGUGAGCUCGGUCUGCAGCUACAUCGUGUACCAGUGCAGUCGCCCGGCGCCACUGCACUCCCGAGACCUCCACUCCAUGAUUGUGGCCGCCUUCCAGUGCCUGUGCGUCUGGCUCACCGAGCACCCGGACAUGCUCAACGAGAAGGACUGCCUGAUUGAGGUGCUUGAGAUCGUAGAGCUGGGCAUUUCUGGGAGCAAGUCCAAGACGGGCGAACAGGAAGUGAGGUACAAGGCUGACAAGGAGCACAACCCCGCCUCCAUGAGAGUGAAGGAUGCAGCUGAGGCCACCCUGUCAUGCAUCAUGCAGGUGCUGGGGGCCUUCCCCUCCCCCAGUGGGCCAGCGUCCCCCUGCAGUCUGCUGAACGAGGAGACGCUGAUCAAGUACUCGCGCCUUACCUCCACCAGCCACAGCAACUUCCGCUACUUUGUCCUGGACAACUCCGUCAUCUUGGCCAUGCUGGAGCAGCCGCUGGGCAACGAGCAGACAGACCCGUGUCCUUCCAUCACCAUGCUGAUCCGUGGUAUGUCCGGUCGCCACGCCUGGACCAUGCAGCUCUUCCAUCAACCGCGAGGAGCCAGGGCCAGUCAAAAGGCGUUCGUCCCCGAGGCUCGGCCCACACCAAAGAACGACGUGGGCAUCCGCUUCAACGUCAAGCACAGGCCCUUCCCCGAGGAGGUGGACAAGAUCCCCUUCGUCAAGGCUGACCUCAGCAUCCCAGACCUGCACGACAUCGUGGACAAGGAGCUGGAGCUGCAGCAUGAGCGUCUGCGUGGGGUGAUGGGGAAGCAGAUGGAGUACGAGUCGGCGCUGGAGCAGUACAGCGAGCAGCUCUGGAGGAAGCGCAGCUUCCCCGACCCCGACUGCAAGCCACCGCCCCCCUCCCAGGAGUUCCAGACCGCCCGCCUCUUCCUCUCCCACUUCGGCUUCCUCUCUCUGGAGGCACUCAAGGAGCCGGGAAACAGCCGGCUGCCUCCGCACCUCAUCGCCCUGGACUCCUCCCUGCCCGGCUUCUUUGAUGACGUCGGUUACCUUGACCUGUUGCCGGGCCGACCAUGUGACACUGUGUUCAUCUUCUACAUGAAGGCGGGCCAGAAGAGCAGUCAGGAGAUUCUGAGGAACGUGGAGUCAUCGGCUAACGUGCAGAGGCACUUCCUGGAGCUACUGAUGUCCCUGGGCUGGCCGGUGGAAGUGGGCCAGCACCCCGGCUGGACAGGCAGCGUCUACACCAGCUGGACCAUCAACACCACCGCAAACGGCACUGACCACAGCUUUACCGAUGAGUCCGACUCGCUGGGAGAGGGCUGGGGCAUCCACAGAGGGGCGCCCUUCAACUUGACGAGGCCAUUGGAGUCAUCGGAGAACAGCUUCCCCACAGUGGACUCCGACUCCCAGUUGGAGCUCCUGCCCACCCUGCUGAAGCAGCCAAACCAACUCACGCUGGAGCUCUUCCCCAACCACUCCGACAACAUGGGACCCACACAGAGGAGUCCUACAGUGAAGAGUAAAAAGACUCUCUCAGGCAGAUCCAUUCCUACUCUGGGGCCCGAAACUAAAGUGCUUGUGGUUUGGGUGGAGCGCUUCGACGACAUAGAGAACUUCCCUCUGGGCGACCUACUGGCGGAGACUAGCACAGGGGUGGAGACGGCCGUCAACAGCAGCACUUCCUGCAGGACCACGUUCUCAGAGAAAGAUGUGCCUGUGAUCUUCAUCCACCCACUGAAGACGGGACUGUUCCGCAUCAAACUACAUGGGGCCAUGGGCAAGUUCAGCAUGGUUAUUCCUCUGGUGGACGGCAUGGUGGUCAGCCGACGCUCAUUAGGGUUCCUGGUGCGUCAGACGGUGAUAAACGCCUGCAGGCGUAAGCGUCUGGAGAGCGACUCAUACAGUCCACCCCACGUGCGCCGCAAGCAGAAGAUUGCCGACAUCCCUAUGCAAGUGAGAGCGGGGACGUGCUGAAGUUGUUGCUAUGCUGCGCUAUGCGCUGCACUUCAAGGCUACAGCUGCCGAGCAGCACAUACCUGAUGCUCAAGUGAUGGAGAGAGAGCAGGCCACGUCUCCAUGGUUACCGAUGCCUAACCUGUUUUCAUCGGUGGGAAAAUAUAUUGGCAUUGUGGGUUGUGAACAGCGAUGCUGGUGUUUCGACUCAGUGCUGAUGUAGGCUACAUUAGUGGCUUACCAUGAGAACGUGUGGAGGGGGUUCCUUUUUCCCCCUCGUCAUCUUUGAGAAAACAGUAGCCUUGUCUCGCCACUCCGGGCUUCAGGGACAGAAAACAGAACAGGCUCAUUGUUCAGUGGGUUGUUGCCAUGGAAACGCAUCCCUGAGAGAUGAAAACCAAUCCGCCAUCCGAGCUUAUGUUUUUCUGGUUCUCUGUGAAU